Molecule: messenger RNA, 2086 nt
Organism: Globicephala melas (long-finned pilot whale)
Lineage: Eukaryota; Metazoa; Chordata; Mammalia; Artiodactyla; Delphinidae
Gene: ATP6V0E2
Product: ATPase H+ transporting V0 subunit e2
Biological process (GO): proton transmembrane transport
Cellular component (GO): proton-transporting V-type ATPase, V0 domain
Molecular function (GO): proton-transporting ATPase activity, rotational mechanism
Source: RefSeq, a predicted model, not a curated record
UGCGCGGGUCGGGCUCGCUGAAAGGGCUUUCUUAGGCGGCCGGGUCCUGCUGCGCAUACUCGGCGCCCACUGCCUGGGCCGGACCUCCGCGCACCGGAGCAUCUGCAAUUCUGACUCGCAUCCUGGCCUGGGCAUCCCGCGCCGGGCCAUGACGGCGCACUCCUUCGCCCUCCCGGUCAUCAUCUUCACCACGUUCUGGGGCCUCAUCGGCAUCGCCGGGCCCUGGUUCGUGCCGAAAGGACCCAACCGCGGAGUGACCAUCACCAUGCUGGUGGCCACCGCUGUCUGCUGUUACCUCUUCUGGCUCAUCGCCAUCCUGGCUCAGCUGAACCCCCUGUUCGGGCCCCAGCUGAAGAAUGAGACCAUCUGGUAUGUGCACUUCCUGUGGGAGUGACCACUGCCGCCUCCUCGGCCCCAGGUGCCCCAGCUCUCUGGAUGACCUCGGCUCCGCUGUCCCUGAUGACCCUUUUGUCACCCCUACAACUGUGUCCCAGUCCCUCCGUGCUCCCUCCCCCAAGGCCUGCCUGGUUCUGGAAAGUACCACCCUCCCCAUCCAGUCUGGGCCUCAGGAAGCCCCGAGCUCAGAGCCAGGCCGGAGCAGAUGUCCAGCCCUCAAGUUCCCACUGCCCGCUCCCAAGUGGGUCCAGGCCAGGAACCGACAAGGGUGGGGCUGCGCCUUUUACCCAGUGGGGCAGCCAGAGAAGGCUGCUUGUCCUGGGGAGGAGGCCGUUCAGCCCAGGAUGCUCUGAGCUCAGGUGGGCCGGGCCGGGGAGGAAGCCCUGGGGGAAGAGGCAGAGCCCUGCCACCGUCCUCCUGUGUGACCCCAGGAAGCGUCUGCCUGUGUUGGCCUCCUCACCUGUGAGAUGGAGGGGCUCGGUCAGGUGUGGCAAAGGCCUUUCUUGGAGUUCUCCUUUAAUUUUUGACACGUUUCGAUGUGAAAUUUCUGGAAUUGUUGACGAAGUGGAAAAACAGUCCCACAAAACAUCACGAUCCAAAGCGUCACAGUAAUUUGGAUCAAGGUUGGAACAGGUAUGCUUAGCGUCCUUUACAGUCACGAAGUCACUUACGUUGUCUUGCUCAGGAAGUGGGAUCUCCUCAGAAUAUCCUCUUCCUCCUUCCUCCCCACCUGGAUCGCCUCCCUCCCUUCCCAGAGGCGCAGCCUGAGCACAGCAGGAGCUGAAGAAACUGGAGGCAGCUCCUGCUGAGGCCGGGCCCAGACUCUGGCAGCGGUGAGGGUGGAUCUCGGAGCCCCUCACAGCAGCACGUAGGUCACCUGGAGCGAGGGAGGGCGCAGAGGGACAGGUGUGGGUGAGGUGUGGGCUGGGCUCUGCUGAGAUGCUGCCGGGUGGGGGAGCCCCUGGCCUGGUGACGCCUGGAGAGUUGGGGUGGAGACCUCAGACACUUGCCCGCAGCCCCGGAGCUAAUUGGAGUCCCCCCCCACUGCUGUGCCACGUUGCCUCCCUGGGGAAGAAGCCAGUCUCUUGUGUUUAUUGACGGUUGAGUUGAUUGGCAUUCUGUUUAGUAGGCAUCGUUUUUGGAGCGGUGGUAGAACGUGGUAUGUCUCACCUGGAUUUCUUGGUUCUGGGCUUGGCCUGUUGCUCAGAUCGGGGCCUCCCUUGAACAUCCCACCCACCCCCUUUCCAACUCCCUUCCUGUGCUGACCUCUGUGGCCCCCCUGGAGUGGGGCUGUUGAGUCUCGAUUGGCGGCUAGAUUGACCCGUGUCUAGUGACUAAUGAGUGGUGAGGAAAUUCCUGUUUGGUGGCAAAGUCCUGGCCAAGUUUGCUGGCUGCCGCUCCCCUGCCCACCUGAUUCCCAUUCCCUCGGUGGGUGGAUUUGGGGCCCAGGAAAGGGACUGGCAGCUGCUUGGAGCUGCAGCUCUGGGAUGUGGACACUGAGACUACAUUUUCCUGAGACCUGAGCGAGAAUCCUGCUGUCCUGGAUUUUGCCCAGAACCAGGCCGGGCAGGAGGAGGAAGACGGAGGACUCGUUCAAGUGGAACUUUGCCCCACCACCCAUCUGUGCCCCAGAUUACAGAGUGCAUGGCCCCCGGAGCUCUGCAAUAAAGCCGGUCCCCAACAUUCCACA